AUGGCUUCCUCAGAUGAUUUUUCUAGUGCUUUGGAAUGUGGAAGAACCCCAGUUACUACCAGAAGCAGGAUAGUUGGAGGUCAGAACGCUUCAGCUGGACACUGGCCCUGGCAGGCUAGUCUUCUUCUGUUAAGCAGGCACAUCUGUGGAGGUUCUCUCAUCAACAAACAGUGGGUGCUGUCUGCUGCCCACUGUGUUCAUGGGUAUCCCACGUCUUAUUUCACUGUGUUUUUGGGGCGACAGACCCAGGGAGGCUUCAACCCCAAUGAAGUGUUUAGAUAUGUGAGAUUAAUCAUUAAACAUCCCAAUUACAACAAUUUUACAAAUGAGAACGAUAUCGCUCUUCUCAAAUUGAGAUCACCUGUCACCUUCACUGACUACAUCAGACCCGUGUGUCUAGCAGCUCAUAACAGUGUGUUCAACAGCGGCACAGACAGCUGGAUCACUGGAUGGGGAAACAUUGGUGAAGGAGUACCCCUUCCAUCCCCUAAUGUUCUUCAGGAAGUGGAGGUUCCUGUAAUUGGUAACAAACAGUGCAACUGUCUGUAUGGAGUUGGAGAGAUAACAGACAACAUGAUCUGUGCUGGUCUACUGGAAGGAGGCAAGGACUCGUGUCAGGGGGAUUCCGGAGGUCCGAUGGUGAGCAGGCAGAGCUCUGUAUGGGUUCAGUCCGGUAUCGUUAGCUUUGGAACUGGCUGUGCUCGACCUGAACUUCCUGGUGUGUACACCAGAGUAUCACACUAUCAGGAAUGGAUCAGUUCCUUGGUGUGCAGCGAUCCUCCAGGUUUUGUGCAGUUUACCUCCGCUGGAGCUGAUCCUGACAACAGUUACAGCUGUCCUGGUCUUACUCCUUCUUCUUCCUCAUUAAUAGAACUAAAAAUUAGAUCUUCUGCAACAACUCCUCCACAAAAUUCUUUGCUGUCAUAUUUGCUUUUGCUUUUAGCAGUACUUUCUUUAUUUUAUAUGUAAAGAUGUAUUUGGGGUAAAUACCUUCAUUCAAAAGGAAUGUAUCAAACGUGACAGUAAAUGCAUUUAUAAGGAAUAAUACAAUAAGAAAUGUUUCAAAUCUGCAUAUAAGAAUGAUCUCUGAAUGAUUAUGUGACACCGAAGACUGGAGUAAUG
Molecule: messenger RNA, 1122 nt
Organism: Cyprinus carpio (common carp)
Lineage: Eukaryota; Metazoa; Chordata; Actinopteri; Cypriniformes; Cyprinidae
Product: tryptase-like
Exons: 5
Coding region: 1-969 (322 amino acids)
Biological process (GO): proteolysis
Molecular function (GO): serine-type endopeptidase activity
Source: RefSeq, a predicted model, not a curated record